UGAAAGCACCAUUCGCACUCUUUUCUCAUCAUUUUAAUGUGAAGACCGGAAGAGUCCUUCACCAAAAUCGUUCGGCGGGCACUUCCGGAAGCUGAGACCAGGGUUCCGGGAGAGGACUGGGGGGAAAGGGGAGAAGCGGUAGUGGCAGCUGGAGAUGAAGAAGGAGCAUGUGCUGCACUGUCAGUUCUCCGCGUGGUACCCCCUGUUCCGAAGCCUGACUAUCAAGAGUGUCAUUCUUCCACUUCCUCAGAAUGUGAAGGACUACUUACUUGAUGAUGGAACGCUGGUGGUUUCCGGAAGGGAGGACCCACCAACUCAUUCUCAACCAGACAGUGAUGAUGAGGCAGAAGAAAUUCAGUGGUCGGAUGACGAGAACACAGCCACCCUGACGGAUGCAUACUGGAUAGCCAUGAAUAGCUCUCUGAAAUGCAAAACGCUCAGCGACAUCUUCCUGCUUUUCAAGAGUUCUGAUUUCAUCACUCAAGACUUUACUCAGCCAUUCAUUCAUUGUACUGAUGAUUCUCCAGAUCCUUGUAUGGAAUAUGAGCUUGUUCUCCGAAAAUGGUGUGAAUUAAUUCCUGGAGCUGAGUUCCGAUGCUUUGUCAAGGAAAACAAGCUUAUUGGUAUUUCUCAGCGGGACUACACACAAUACUAUGAUCAUAUUUUUAAGCAAAAGGAAGAAAUUUGCAGAUGCAUUCAAGACUUUUUCAAGAAGCACAUACAAUAUAAAUUCUUAGAUGAAGACUUUGUAUUUGAUAUAUACCGAGACAGUAGGGGAAAGGUGUGGCUAAUCGAUUUUAACCCUUUUGGCGAAGUAACAGAUUCACCUUGGGAAGAACUGAUAUCCGGGAAAAACUUGAAAGCUGAUGUUAGUGAAGGGGACGCCCUGGAGCAGGAUUCUCCAGCUUUUCGCUGCACAAACAGUGAAGUUACAGUACAACCCAGUCCCUAUCUGAGUUACCGACUACCCAAGGAUUUUGUAGACCUCUCUACUGGUGAAGAUGCUCACAAACUAAUUGAUUUCCUUAAACUGAAAAGGAAUCAGCAAGAGGAUGACUGACUCCAGUUACAGACCAGCUUCAGGAGGAAACCAUCCCGACUGCAGGAGGCUGUGCAUAGGACGUACUUCCCCUUAGCCCUGAUCUGAGGGGGGUGGGGGUAGGCAGUGUGGAAACCAGCAGCUUUUUAUAUUCAUGGGCAUCCAGCUGGAGGAAAAUGGGGGGACUUUGCUACUUGUAAACAAACAUAAUAAAUAGAUCAUAACCAUA
Messenger RNA from Echinops telfairi (small Madagascar hedgehog), 1268 nucleotides. RefSeq names its product cell division cycle protein 123 homolog. NCBI's taxonomy places the organism in Eukaryota, Metazoa, Chordata, Mammalia, Afrosoricida, Tenrecidae. Gene Ontology annotation, cellular component: cytoplasm. The record is from RefSeq and is a predicted model, not a curated record.